AUGUCAACAUCCAGAAGGCGCAGAGCUGUCCAAGAAGCAGACCAGACAGGGGAAAGUGCGGCAUCAGACUGCGAAAACGUGCAGAUGGCGGAAGCGACCAACGAGUACAAACGUGAAGAGCGCAGUCACAUGGAGGGCGACGACAAGCAAAACAACAGCAGUAACGACGAUAUUUUGAAAUUUUUAGCCGAAAGAAUUCUCCAGAAUGAUCGAAACAAUGGAUGCGGCGUCUCAGUUGAGAGCUUCGCGAAAAUCAUACCGUGUUUCGAUGGGGUAUCGAUUCCGAUUAGGCAGUGGCUGAAUAACUUUGAUGAAAAUUCGGAAGCAUAUGAGCUGAAUACGUUGUUAAAUGAGUUUGAACAAAAACUAAGCAGCGCUGAAGUACAUAAACAGUUGGCGACGCGUAAAAAACUAAUUUCCGAAAAUUUCCAUGAGUAUGUUUUACAAAUGCGAAAAAUAGCAGCGCUUGGCUGUAUUGAAGAAGAGUCGGUAAUUGCGUACAUAGCUGACGGUGUAGAUAUUCGCGAGGACAGGAAAUAUCCUCUUUACAGUGCAACAUCGUAUAAGGAAUUAAUAAAAGCGUACGAAUUAAUAAUGUCAUUAAAUAGAAAUUUAAUGCUAAAUAAACGUCGUUCUUCAGCAAAUACACAGGCGCAACACGAUAAAAACUUUAACAACGCCGAUCGUAAGCCGCUGCGCUGUUUUAAUUGUGGUUCAACACAACACAAAAGAGCCGAAUGUAGGGAAGAUACCAAGUGCUUCAGAUGCAAUGGCAGCGGCCAUACAUCCAAAGACUGUGUUGCUGUAAAACAAAGUGUUAAUGUUGUGAUAGAUGAAAAGCGAAUUAAACAGAUGAAAAUCAACAACGAGAUAUUAUCCUGCUUGGUGGACACUGGAUCUGAUGUCUCUCUGAUGAGUAAAGGCGUUUUCGAUGCAAAAUAUAGUAGAUGUUCGCUGAAAAAAAGUUUUACUAGGUUGUUCGGUUUGGGAAAUGUCGCAACAGUUGUUUUGGGUGAGUUUAACGCUGAAGUUAACGUCGACGGGCUGCAUACACAACACACGUUUCUUCUUGUUCCCGAUACGACGAUAAAUGUUAGUGUAAUUGUAGGCUACGAUUUUUUGAAAAAGUUCAGCGUGACUUUAAAUGCUGGUUGUUACACUUUUGCACAAGCGGGCGAGAAAAACGAUUACAAUGUUUACAACGUAGUUGAACAUAAUCCGGAAAUCAACGUAGAACCGAAGUACAGAGAAGCCGUAAAGAAGCUGAUAGACAACUAUAAGCCAUCGAAAGUCCAGUCGAGCUGUCCCAUUAAGCUGAAAAUUGUACCAAACUGCAGCAAUAUCGCCUUCCGUCAAAGUCCAAGUCGUUUAUCAGCACCAGAAAGAGAAGUGGUGCGAAAGCAAGUAAACGAAUGGUUACAGCAGGACAUAAUACGCGAGUCAUUUUCUGAGGUUGCUAGCAAAAUCGUGUUGGCUAAAAAGAAGGAUGGCUGUUACAGGCUGUGCGUAGAUUUUCGCAAGUUGAACACAUUGGUUCUAAAAGAUAGGUUUCCAGUACCAGUCGUAGAAGAAGUCCUUGAAAAAAUACAAAACGCCAAAUACUUUACCGUGAUGGACCUAAAAAAUGGGUUUUUCCACGUCGAAAUAGAUGAAAACAGUCGCAAAUACACGGCGUUCGUUACAAAGGAAGGGCUGUACGAAUUCAAUAGAGCGCCAUUUGGCUUUUGUAAUUCGCCGGCAGUUUUUGUGCGCUUCAUUAAUUAUAUUUUUCAACAAUUAAUAAAUAAUGGCAUUAUGGAAAUUUACGUUGACGACAUUGUUGUUUUUGAGGGAACAGCUGAGCAAUGCUUAGCGAACAUGGAAAUAGUUUUAAAGAGAGCAGAGCAGCAUGGCCACGAAGUCGAAGACGGGCGUGUCUGGCCUGGACAAGAGAAAGUAAAGGCUGUAAAAAAUUUUCCGUUGCCGAAAAAUCUAAGAGAUGUUCAGGCGUUCCUUGGGCUGACUGGAUAUUUUCGAAAAUUCAUUAAAAAUUAUGCCGUAUUAGCCAGACCGUUGACAGAGUUGCUCAAAAAGGAUGCUGAAUUUAAGAUAGCAGGCGUGCAGAUACAAGCAAUCGAUAAUCUAAAGGCGGCUCUUGCAGCAGAACCAGUUUUGAAGAUAUAUAAGCAGAAUGCCAAAACACAGCUCCACGUUGAUGCAUCCAAAAAAGGAUUUGGGGCUACGCUUUUGCAGCAACACGACAACAAAUGGCAUCCUGUUUUUUACUGGAGCAAGAAAACAUCGUCGCAUGAAGAAAAAAUGCAUAGCUAUUUUUUGGAAAUAAAGGCAGCGCAUUUAGCCACGAAAAAGAUGCGUCACUAUCUUAUGGGCAUAGAACUCACUCUCGUAGCUGACUGCGCGGCGUUCAAACAGACAAGCACGAAAAAAGAUAUACCACGCGAGUCUACAGACGCACAAGAAGUUGUCAAACAUAUCGAAUCCAGGACAGCAAUUUUCGGUUGCCCGCAGCGUAUAAUUAGUGACAAAGGUACAGCAUUUACGUCCAAACUUUUUAAAGAGCUCUGUGAGAAUUCAAAGAUCGAGCACGUUGAAACGACAAAAGGUGUUCCGAGAGGUAACGGGCAAGUUGAAAAAGUCAAUCGCGUCAUUAUUUCGGUAUUAGCAAAAAACUCAGCAGCAGAGCCGUCAAAAUGGUAUCAAUACACAUCUCAAGUGCAGCGAGCAAUUAAUGAACAUAUUCACUCAUCUACAAAAUUUACGCCAUUCGAAGUUAUGUUCGGAGUAAAGAUGAGAAACGAAACAGAUACCGAACUUCUAAAGAUUCUACAGGAGGAGUUGCUGCAGGGAUUGCAAGACGAACGUAAUAAAAUCCGUGAAGAAGUCAGAGCACAAAUCCAAAAGGCACAGGAGACUUAUAAAAUCAACUAUGAUAAGAAGCGCAAGGGGCAGCAUGGCUAUCAGUUGUCGGACUUAGUAGCCAUCAAAGUCACUCAAUUUGUAACGGGAAAGAAGCUGACGAACAAGUACAUCGGUCCCUACGAAGUUGUAAAGGUGAAAAGAAACGAUAGGUAUGACGUUAAAAAAGCCGCUGAAUUUCAGGGCCCGCAGCAAACUUCAACCAGUGCCGACUACAUGAAGCUAUGGCGUUACAUCGAAUAA
This is a messenger RNA of Anastrepha ludens (Mexican fruit fly), 3159 nucleotides long. RefSeq lists its product as uncharacterized. The transcript is spliced from 4 exons. Gene Ontology annotation, biological process: proteolysis; DNA integration. The record is from RefSeq and is a predicted model, not a curated record. Lineage: Eukaryota; Metazoa; Arthropoda; Insecta; Diptera; Tephritidae. Gene Ontology annotation, molecular function: zinc ion binding; nucleic acid binding; aspartic-type endopeptidase activity. Bases 1 to 3159 code for a protein of 1052 amino acids.